Aspergillus calidoustus is the source of this 1290-nucleotide messenger RNA. Lineage: Eukaryota; Fungi; Ascomycota; Eurotiomycetes; Eurotiales; Aspergillaceae. The record is from the annotation of a GenBank genome assembly.
AUGUCUCGCUCUACUACAGCAGCCGAAUCACUUACGACGGCUGCCGCACUCUUUGCGGGUCCUGGGAGGGCGAACAAUUCGACCUCGUCGGUCAAUGGUAGUGCCAGCUUUCACUUCGUUGUUGAUGGAGAUAUCCAAACGCUGUCGACCAAGAAUGCUCCAAAGGAAGGCCCUAUCAAAGGACUACUUUAUGUUCCAAGUCUGGACGGGCAUGACGAGUGCAACAACACAGUCGCGCAACAUAUCCCGCCCAAUGCCACCCGCUAUCACGACGUGGCCCGGUUUGGUUAUCAUAUAAUUGGCCUUGCACCGUGGGUGACACCUAGCUGUAGCCAGUGGUUUCUAGAAACCUCAAGGCGUGUAGGCACAGACGCUCUGGUGUUCUUCCUGCCGUCCAGCGCUGAUAACAAGCCUCCACCAGCACACGAUGAGACAUGGCUGUUGAAUGGCGAGAGUCCAUGGAAAGACGAGAACCUGUUUCCUAUUUAUGCAAUCCCUGGUCAAGCAGGAACUACGCUCAUGGAGCAGCUGUCACAUUAUUCAGGCAACAAAACUGAACUGCAAGAAAGACAAAACGCAACUUCACAAGGCGAGCGAUGGGAUGUGCGGCUGUUUACUAUCAUUAACUUGGAAAAAAGCGGAAGGAAAACACCGAGCAUUUGGGGCUUCCUUUUGGCCAUCCUUGGGACUCUUUUGGUCCUUUGCAUCAUUCUUCUUCUCCUAUACCAAUUAAUUCAAAGGCGACGUCGGGAAAUGCUUCAGCGGCGCCUUGAAUUCAGCGAAGUGGACUAUGAACAGCAUGCACUGCAGCAUAUCAGAGUUUCCCGGGAGUUCCUUGCCAAACUCCCGAUUUAUACCUAUCCAACCGUGGAUGACUCAGGCCCAGGGAGCUCACGACAGAGCCUGUGCGAAGGUGAUAAGCCUGGUCAAUCCCAGGACACGCUAGUGAUCGAAUCUGAACGGAGGGGAAUCGAGAAGGAAGCCGAGACAGACAUCGAAGAGAACCCGCAAACCGCAAAUACAUCACGUCGACCUUCGUAUACAAAACAUGCCAAUAGGCUAAGUCAUUCACAACCCACCUGCGCAAUCUGUUUGGAAGACUUCGUCCCCGCUUCGUCAACUGUACGCGAACUGCCGUGUGGUCAUAUUUACCACCCCGAGUGCAUUGAUGUGUCUCUGACGAGGAAUAGCAGCCUGUGUCCGCUAUGCAAGAAGAGUGUGUUGCCGCCCGAUCUCUAUCCCAUCUCAAUGCCCGAGGCGGUACAUCGGGACAGUAUGCGGCUGCCGUAG